GUGUGGUCGUCCAAAAUUAAAAAGAUGACGACUAGUACUUUAGCAAUGCUGGUGUUAGUAAUUACGUUCAGUGUGUCGAUGAAAGGAAGCAAUGGUCAUCCUUGUAGUAGCACUUUCUUUUCAGCAUUGAUUCAGCUGAUACCUUGUAGGCAAUCAGUCAUUCCAUUCAGUCCCAUUCCACCUAGCGAGGCGUGCUGCGCGUCCAUCAAGGCGUUAGGGCAGCCGUGUCUGUGUGUUCUUGUUAAUGGCCCUCCUAUUUCUGGUGUCGAUCGAAACAUGGCCUUGCAGCUUCCUGAUAAGUGCACUGCCAACUUUGAACCAUGUGAGUUUACAAAGUAGGAAUGCUAUAUUGAUUCUAGUAAUUGUGAUGAAGGAAGAAGUCUAGAAUAAAUAUGUGCAGAGGAGCUGGGCUUAGGACUGCUACUCUGAACAAGUAGAUUAUGAACAAUUGAAAUAUGUACUAAAUCAAAUUAAGUGUUUACUUAAUUGUUAUAGUUUAUUUAGCUUGUCUUAACAUCUUUGUAGUAAUAAUGUUCAAGUUCAACACUGAGUAAUACGUAAUGCAAAUUGCAAAAUGGUCACUUUGGAUCUUAGAGCAAGAUU
Molecule: messenger RNA, 603 nt
Organism: Capsicum annuum
Lineage: Eukaryota; Viridiplantae; Streptophyta; Magnoliopsida; Solanales; Solanaceae
Product: protein LIM1
Exons: 2
Coding region: 25-339 (104 amino acids)
Biological process (GO): systemic acquired resistance
Molecular function (GO): fatty acid binding
Source: RefSeq, a predicted model, not a curated record